AUGUUCACCCCGACCUUGCUCAUCUCCACCCUCACCCUCCUCGGCUCGACCUGGGCAGCGCCCAAAUCUCACGCGGAUCACGAUCACGUGUCCUACUCGCAAGGCGGGUUGGGCAAGAGGUGGUACCAGGAUUCGGACAGCGAGACGGCCAAAUUGUUCAGGAGGGCACCUGCGAACGCCGGGACGCCUGAAUGGCAAGCCCAGUACCCGGCUCCCGGCACGACCCCUCCGACUUCCUCCCUCCCUCAAGCAUGGCUCGACCGUCUCGCCGCCGUCACCGCUUCUCCCGAUUUCCCCAAGUUUGGCCCCACGCAGCCCAACAACGGGUACCCGACUUAUGCCAACGGGUUGAAGGGCACCGAUCCCGAAGUGUGUUCGUUCACCUACGAGUGUAUCAGCGAGGAGGAUCUGACCGAUGCGCCUCAGGGGGUCGUCGGGCUCAACUUUGAUGACGGCCCUACGCCAUUCAGUCCCGAUCUUUACGAUUACAUCGAGAAGAACAACAUCAGUGCCACUCACUUCAUGAUCGGAGGAAACAUCUACUACAACUGGCAGACUUUCCAGAGGGCCGUCAACGAUGGUGGUCAUAUCGCUUCCCACACCUGGUCUCACCCUUACAUGACCACCCUCACCAACGAACAAGUCGUCGCCGAGCUCGGAUGGACCUCCCAGAUCAUUGCCGACCUCAACGACGGCCGAGUCCCCGCCUACUGGAGGCCUCCCUUCGGAGACACCGACAACCGAGUCAGGAUGAUCGCUCAGCAGGUAUUCGGACUCAAGACGGUCCCCUGGCAGAUCGGGAGGGACAGCGCGGAUUGGUCCAUCUCGGAUACCGCCCCUUCGCAGAACACUAGGGAGUCGGUCAUCAGUACCAUGACGGGGUGGUUGACCGACCCUGCCAAGAAGGGUUACAUCGACGUGAACGAGGCCAGUAAAGCCGAUUUGGACGUCUUCUUCGCUGUCUACCCCGUCAUGAUCCAAAACAACUGGACCGUCAAGAACGUCGCUGAUGCUAACGACUUGUGGGAGUAUGUCAACGCCGAGGACAACGAGUCGCCCCUCGCCGGACCCACCGGGAUCGUGCAGAGCGGCUCGCCAGGAAACCUCAGCACCUAUGAGCCCAUGGCGUCUGGUACUGCCUCGGGUACCGCCUCGCAAUCUACCGGAGCCAGCUCGACCGGCUCGUCCAACUCGACCACCAUGAGCUCAUCCGCCGCUUUGUCCAGCUCUGCCGCCUCGUCGAUGGCCGCUUCGGGAUCGUCCAACUCGGCGGCGAGCGCGACCCGAUCGGCCUCGCAAAGCCCGACGACCAGCACUGCUACCCAGAACAACGCUACCAACGGAGGAUCCACCGUCUCGCCUACGAUGGCUACCGGGUUGAUCUCGGUCGUUGCGUUGGCCUUUGGCCUGCUUUACUGAGUGUCAUAAUCGGUCGGACUCUCAAAGCAUAUAGUUGUUAGUGAUAAUUCGCACGUCAGGGACAUUUUCUUUCUAGAUGUUUUGAACACACAUGUGGUCUGGUUGUCAUUGCAGCCAUUCGGUCUCAGCAUACAUACAAUUCGGGCUCGCAACGUUCGUCGCAUGGUCGACAUGAUUGGCGUCUAGACAGGUACCAUCGGAGAUUAUGAUCUCGAUUCGUGGUCUAGAGACACCGACGGCAGUUUUCUUGUGACCAAGACCCAAAGGUCUCUGUUUCAACCAUUAUCGCAUCCUGAAGGACUCC
This is a messenger RNA of Filobasidium floriforme, 1723 nucleotides long. RefSeq lists its product as uncharacterized. Gene Ontology annotation, molecular function: chitin deacetylase activity. Gene Ontology annotation, cellular component: membrane. Bases 1 to 1419 code for a protein of 472 amino acids. The transcript is spliced from 8 exons. Gene Ontology annotation, biological process: carbohydrate metabolic process. The record is from RefSeq and is a predicted model, not a curated record. Lineage: Eukaryota; Fungi; Basidiomycota; Tremellomycetes; Filobasidiales; Filobasidiaceae.